This is a messenger RNA of Colletotrichum graminicola M1.001, 1155 nucleotides long. RefSeq lists its product as uncharacterized. Lineage: Eukaryota; Fungi; Ascomycota; Sordariomycetes; Glomerellales; Glomerellaceae. Bases 1 to 1155 code for a protein of 384 amino acids. The record is from RefSeq and is a predicted model, not a curated record. The transcript is spliced from 3 exons.
AUGCCAACUCUACGACGCAGAGGCGAGGCCGCGCGGACCGUCGACGAGGUCACGACGCGCGCGAUCGAGCCCAUCGCGAGCCACCUCGAGUCUCUCGAGACGGCACCCGACGGUACGGUCGAGGCACUGGGCGUCGUCAAUGACGCCACGGAGGUGGCGGCGGCGGCGGCCAAGGAGUCGGAGGCCACGCAGAUCAGCGAGAGGGAUCGCGACCAUCAGCACCCGAGGCGCCAGCGCUCGCACCUGCCGGCUGCUUUGCAAUUCCCGCUCGUCACGGUGCUGAGCUUUAGCAUCUCGAGUUUGUGCUACAGCUUCCUCAGCGAGUGGAGCCGCGGAGAGCUGGCGGGGAUCUCUAAGAGCUUGGACGCCUGGGGCGAGGUCGCGACACUAGCUGGAUGGCGCAUAUUCGAGCUCGCGCUGGGCUGGUUCGGCAACUUCGAUAGCUACGACCUCGCUGCGCUCAACUUGCUUGCGCAUGGCCCUUCGGUCUACCUGAUUGCCACGUUUUACAACAUUAGCCCCGCGACCGCCAUCUCGGCCUUGGGCAUUGAGAUGCUGUCAACAUUUGUGCCUUUCCAGCUUCUGAGGCCCUUGUCGGGCGCGCAUGCCGGCGCAAAGAACGUCGCCAACCGUGAGAUUAUCACCGACAUCCCGAUUCAGAUCUACACCACUGUUCUGGCGGCGGCCCUCUACAGCCUCACCCUGUUCACCGCCUACAAGACAUACCUGCCUACGACCCUCGUACUCUACUUUCAGGGUCUGCCCAGUCUUGCACCGGCCUACAGCACCAACUUUCUAGCCACACUGCCUGUGACGAUUGCCUUUGGCAUUGCCGCGAAAUCCUUCAUCUUCACACCCUUAGUUGCAACUGGCGAAACUGCCGAGGACAACAAGCUGGCCGAGUUCGACCCUGCGACGGCUACUCUGGGCGAGACUCUGGCGUGGAACAUCUGGGGUUAUACGACGCGGGAAAAAGUUGGCAUCCUGCGAACGGCCGUGGUCAUGCUCGUCACUGGCGUAAACACCUACCUUCAGACUUUCAUGACCAUCAACGGCGUCGAGUCAUACGGUGCGUCUCUGUAUGCUAGCGCCUGGGUUGCCGCCGCGUUCUUGACAGGUGCCGGCCUUGCAUUCGUCGGCGGCGGAGACGCAUGA